AUGGCGGCCGUGGCGGCGCGGCGGCGGACGGGCGGCGGGGAGCGGCGGCGGCAGGGCAGCGCACGGAGGAACGCGGGCCCGCUGGAGGCGCGCGGCGGGCGGCUGUGGGCGGCGUGCUUCGUUUCCGCCGCUCUCGUCGCGGCCGCCGGCGGUCUCCUGGCGUGGAGCUCCCGGAGCGCUGAGGACGGCGUCGCCGAGGUGUUGGCCCGGCGCGGGGAGACGCUGCUCGACAAGUUCGUGGAGGUGCCGUGCUCCGGGGACUACGACGGCUACCGGAGGUUUGAAGGCACCUGGGGAAAAGACCCGGUCAGCCCUGGGAGCACAGGUGAAGGCAGUUCACAUGUGCAAUUGGAAGGGGUGGAGCCUGGCUGCACCUCUCUUAGACCUUAUUUGAGGGCUGACGCCCUGUGGGGGAAGGUUCUCUUUUCUGGAGAUCCAUCCUUAGUGAAGCUUCCCCCUGCAAACCUACAAUCUUCUGAUGUAGGGUGCACUCCCAGGAGGUGUGGAAGAGGUGUGAGCGAUGUGGUGAUCACCAGGGAGGAAGCAGAAAGAAUCCGUAGAGUAGCAGAGAGGGGACUGUCGUUGGGAGGAUCAGAUGGAGGGGCAUCAAUUUUGGACUUGCACUCUGGAGCUCUGUCACUAGGGAAGCAAUUUGUUAAUCUGUACAGGUACUUUGGGGACAAAAUUCAAGGCAUCUUCACAGAAGAGGAUUUUGCAUUAUACCGUGAUGUGAGACAGAGAAUUCAGCAGAAGAUUGCUCAGGCUUUUGGUAUCAGCUCUUCUUCCAUGUACCUGACUAAGCCAACGUUCUUCUCUAGAAUAAACAGCACAGAAGCCAAGACAACACAUGAUGAAUACUGGCACCCACACAUUGACAAGGUGACUUAUGGCUCUUUUGAUUAUACUUCACUGCUCUACCUCUCUGAUUAUGCUGAAGAUUUUGGCGGUGGACGGUUUGUGUUUAUGGAUGCAGGAUCCAACAAGACGAUAGAGCCCCAAGCAGGCCGGGUUUCCUUUUUCACCUCUGGAUCAGAGAAUCUGCAUCGGGUGGAAAAGGUCCACUGGGGCACUCGCUAUGCCAUCACCAUCUCCUUCACUUGCAACCCAGACCAUGGCAUUGGGGAUCCAGUCUUGAUGUAAUUCCUACAGGGGUGGAACGUGAGGUCAGAUGGAACAAGAGAAGCCCUGCGAGAGAAACAGAGAUAACUCUUACAGACUCUCAUUCAAUGAGAAUUUCCCAGAUGUAUUAAUAUAUUGUAAUACAUUUUAUUUCCACACGUCCUUUUCAGUACGUGCUGCAGACAGUGCCUUAAGGACCAUCUUAGAUUUGGUAUAUUCUGUAAAAGGUUUGUCUUCAUGUGGAAUCCUGUGGUUGGCUCUUUAUUUUUCUACUUAAUUAUUUUGAUUCUUCAAUGUAAAUGUUAUGAGCUACCUUUUGGACCAUUAUCUUGAUAUGACACUCUAUGCUGCUGUUAAAUCCUACAGUCACUUUCAUUACUAAUGAGAUUUAGGGAGUUUGACCAAAAUUAAUUCAGUAAGAUGAGUGCUAUUCUGGAAAUAUCUCCUCUUGAUAGGAAUGUAUUCUCCUUAGCACAUGCACUACACCUGUGGUUUGACUACUGGGCUUUACUUGAACUUUAAUUAAAUUACUACAGGCAUUUUCUGCUGCAAACAGGGACCAGUUAAUACAGUGUCAGAAAUACAGGCUUUUAGUUAGCCAGAAAGCACAUUGCUUUUGGAUUACAAAUGCAGUGGUGCACUAAGGAAUGGCACCACAGUGGAUUCCUCUGACCAGAAUGCAGCAUUCCCAAUGCACCUCACUUUGUCAGUGUCACCUUAAUGAAAAUGAUUAAUCUCCUGGUCAGAAAACACAUGCUGGGUUUAUGGGAGUGUGAGCAUCGAACUGUGUACAUCAAGUAUUAAAAGGAGAGAUGGACAGAGGUAGUCAGGCAGUCUGUAUUCAGCUGAGUGUUCAGCUGUUCAAAUUCCCAGCUAUGACUGUCGGAUUUGAGAGCAGCACAGGUGAGAAGAAAGUUGGCUUUGUGGUGGUUUUGCAUGUGCUUGUCUCUAUAGACUUGAUCCUGUAAACCCCGGUGUGCUGCUUGGACAGCUGGGUAAUGAAACCACAUGGAGCAGCUGUGCGUGGUAUGUGGGCUCUGAGGGAAGUUGGUGUCCACUUACAUCUUAAACUGAAAUGCUCUCGAGCUGGAACUCACUUGCAAAACAAUUUGAAACAUCUAUUUAUUGGGCCUAAAUUUAAUCUUAAGACCCAUUUUAAGAGAGCUCUUGACUUCUGUUCCUGCUGACACUGCUUAAGCAUCUUGUGUAGUGAGGUGCUGUGUUCAUCUUGUCUAAGAACAAUGUUUUAUCUGUUUCAGGAAGUUUAUGAAUAGCUUUUUUUGAUUUCUCUGUUUUGGUUUAGUAUGAAUACUUCUCUCAACCAGGAUCAUUAGUCUGUGGCAUUAUUAGAAUAAUGAAUUGCUCUCUGCAGGGAGAAAGGGAUGAUUGCACUGCAGCAUGGGUGAAAAACCAAAACAAUGAAUUGCAGCAAAAGGUUUCUGUGGGCCACCACGUUAAGUAAAUUGUGGGAAGAAAGUCUUUUUUUUCCUCAAAUUCUGAAGUAAACAUGUUGAUUUCAUUUAUUAAUAGCCUAUAUUUUCUAUGGAUGUGAAAAGCUGGGAUGUGCUUUAAUUUUUUUUAAUGCAUACCACUUCAUACAGUUUUCACUUUUUUACCUGCCGUUGUAUGGAAAUAAUAAGUGUUGGGCAGAUGAUGCUAAAGGUGUGUACAAAGAGAACAAUGACUGCACAGUUGUUCUGUGAGCAUUCCCUGCAUGCCAACAAGAUCAGUCUUCUCAAAUAUCGUUUCUUUGCUCUGAGACCUGAGAAGGGCUUCCUCGUCCUUCCCAGUCUCCAGGGAGUUGUUUCAGUGGCUGGGUGGUAGGGCAAUAAUGCCGUUAUUUGGAUUCUGUAUCUAAUGACUUGUGUCCAAGGCUGUUAAUCCAAAGCAAGUUGCAUCCCACUGAAGUUGUGUGUUUAUGUGAAGGCAGACUGAGAUCACCAGCAACAGCUUUUACCACUGCUACCAGAGAAAUCGAAAUAUCAAUGGACCUCUGUGGGUUUGGGUUUGAUUCUCCAGGUUGAGGAAUAAGAACUCUACCAUUUUUUCCCCCCGAGUUUAUUACUUUUGUCAUACAGGCCUUGAGUGGCACUAAAUGGAAGUGGCACAUUCAGAGCUGCCCUCUAUAAAGCACUGCUUAACAAGAACGUGUCAGGCCAUGGGGGAAAUCUCAGCUAAUCUCCUCUCAGAUUUUAAUCUUCUGAAGAUCCUGAACGUUGUAAUAUCUUCCAAACGUGGUGUGCUUCUCCCGUAAUGUGAACUGACUGACGUUCAGAAAUAAAAUCCAAUUGGUA
This is a messenger RNA of Gallus gallus (chicken), 3413 nucleotides long. RefSeq names its product 2-oxoglutarate and iron dependent oxygenase domain containing 3 (gene OGFOD3). Gene Ontology annotation, molecular function: oxidoreductase activity, acting on paired donors, with incorporation or reduction of molecular oxygen; L-ascorbic acid binding; iron ion binding. The coding region runs from base 1 to 1140 and encodes 379 amino acids. NCBI's taxonomy places the organism in Eukaryota, Metazoa, Chordata, Aves, Galliformes, Phasianidae. The transcript has 10 exons. The record is from RefSeq and is a predicted model, not a curated record. Gene Ontology annotation, cellular component: membrane.